This is a messenger RNA of Carassius gibelio (silver crucian carp), 1947 nucleotides long. RefSeq names its product galectin-8-like. The transcript has 8 exons. Lineage: Eukaryota; Metazoa; Chordata; Actinopteri; Cypriniformes; Cyprinidae. Gene Ontology annotation, molecular function: carbohydrate binding. The coding region runs from base 97 to 1059 and encodes 320 amino acids. The record is from RefSeq and is a predicted model, not a curated record.
GCGGAAGUGAAAGUACUUGAAAGUACUUAUUUUCUUCCUAAACUGGUGAUUAACUCGUAAUAACAGCAUAUUAAAAAGACUUAAGGAACCGCCAAUAUGUCCGUCGGAAACCCGAAACAAACAAUAAUGAAUCCAACGGUUCCUUAUGCUGGUACCAUCCUGGGAGGACUUCAUCCAGGAGAGAUGGUGCUCAUCCAGGGCAGUGUUCCCACUGAUGCAGACAGAUUUCAGGUGGACCUGACCUGCGGGAGCAGCAUGAAGCCUCGGGCAGACGUGGCCUUUCACUUUAACCCUCGCUUCAAGCGCUCUCCCUACAUCACCUGUAACACACUGCAGAAGGAGCGCUGGGGCAAAGAGGAGACACACUACCUGAUGCCCUUCAGACACGGAGCUGCCUUCGAGAUCAUCAUACUCGUGCAGAAAGAUCUGUUCAAGGUGGCGGUGAAUGGUUCUCACCUGCUGGAGUACAGGCACAGGAUCGAGCUCAAGAAGGUGGACACACUGGCCAUAUCAGGCAAGGUUCAGAUUCAAGCCAUUGGGUUUAUUCCCAGUUCAGUGAGCAAGGUAACGGUUCAUCUAUUAAAUGUUUCAAACAGGUUAAGAACGAUACUGGAUUUGCAUUUAAAAUCAGUCAUGUCGGAGUCAGGUGACAUGAGUCUUCCAUUUAAGAGCAAACUUGUGAAAGGAUUGAGUCCAGGAGAUUCGAUUAUGGUGAAGGGGCAGAUCUCUGGUUCCCCAGAGAGUUUCGCUGUAAACCUGCGCAUCAGUAACUCGGAGGAUAUUGCUUUUCACUUAAACACUCGUUUCAAAACCGCUUCCAUCGUUAGAAACUCUUUCCUGUCUGGGUGUUGGGGGGAUCAGGAGACCUCCGUCCACAGCUUUCCAUUUUCACCCGGGCAAUACUUUGAGAUGAUCUUCCUGUGUGAGGCUCAGGAGUAUAAAGUGGCAGUAAACGGGUUCCAUCAGCUGAAUUACAAGCACCGUGCGCAGGAUCUGAGCUGUGUGGAUGUGAUCGAGAUUGUGGGAGAUCUAGAGCUUAAGGAUGUGAAGAUUUGGUGAGCAGCUCCAGCUUGAUGACCAUUCCCAACGCGUUUCCUCCAACCAAGUAUAUUCGAUCAACCCGAGACUCCUGCAGCUGCAAGCAAAUCUGAACUAUUUUAACUUACUCAAGUUAUCAUUUGAAUUUUUAGUCUGUUUUGUUUGACUGUUAUACCUCAGUUUAUUAUAAUAUUGAUAAGGUAUGAUUUGAAUGGCAUAGGUAGGCAGAAGUUACCCAUGAUGACUAAGAUAAACCCCAUUUGCAGAUUAUUAUUUGAGGAGAUCUGGAGAUGAUUUGAACCUGAGCCUCCAUGACUUCUUGUGUGGAACGAAAACUAAACAUGGUUGCAAUGGGUCAAAAUAGGCUGCAGACCCCGGACAUAACAGAUGGGACGGACAAAAAUACCAUCUGGCAGGAUGUUAAUGGAUGUGCAACAGUAAUUGUGCUGUCUGUCUAGCCAUUUGUUUUCCCAAUCAUCCCAAGCUAAUUCCAGGCAUUUGGAAAAUUACAUCUUGCAGCAGAUUCAAUUUGACACUUAGGGCAAAAACAGGGCUGAAAAACAUACCCAUCCAUAAACCAUCUCAACAAUGAGUAUAAUAACCUUAAAACAAUUCAAUGUCCUUUCUGCAUGAGAUGCAAUGUUUACAUCAGACAAGCAAAUGACUUGCUAAUGCAAGGCCUGCACCUUAUAGGAUUAUCAAAUCAAUAAUCACGUUCACCACUAAUGAUAAGCACUUUUUGGUUUGUUUAUAUUUAUAGGUAGCGACAGAACCAUGCAACAUUCCAGUAGACUUCUAGUUUUAAGAGUUAUCUGGUUUAAUUUGUGAUAUAUAUAUAUAUAUAUUAUUUGUGUUUUGUUCCUCUGAUGUCUGUUGAUCAAUGCAUUAAAAUGAGCAAUAUAUCAUUCA